Lolium rigidum is the source of this 734-nucleotide messenger RNA. RefSeq lists its product as uncharacterized. The transcript has a single exon. The record is from RefSeq and is a predicted model, not a curated record. The coding region runs from base 52 to 357 and encodes 101 amino acids. Lineage: Eukaryota; Viridiplantae; Streptophyta; Magnoliopsida; Poales; Poaceae.
ACAAGCCAAUACACAUACAUACUCAAGAAUAGUCUCUCAAAGUUAGCAACAAUGGCUUCUGGUGCUCAGGUGAAGAUGAUUGCCAUUGGCAUGAUGUUGGCCAUUGUGCUCGCCGUCGCUGCUAAUGCGGAACCAGAUCCCUCACAUAAGAAGGAUAUCUGCAUCGACAAGACGGACAAGGUUCCUGGCGCCACUGCCUGCAUCUGCUCCAAGAACUGUGCUUGUGCCGGAAAGUGCAUAUUAGCUGGUGGUGAUGGUGAUGAGGUCAAGACAUGCUUCGUCGAAUGCGUCCUCAAGAAUGACUGCAACUGUAAUGCUGAAGGUUCCAGCGACCCAGCACCACAGGCUAAUAAGUAGAGUGAGGUUCGAAGCUUCAACAUGCUGCCAGGUCUGCAUCCACACGUGCACAGUCAAUUUAAGUAAAUUUGGUUCACGGGUACUAUAAUAAUGUGUGUAUAAAUUUCUCGUACACAUGUAUCUGGCAUGACACAUAUUGUUGGAAGAGUUUCUACACUGAUAACAAGUUGUCAGUCACAGCCUAUAUUUAUGCGGCAAGUCACGAGUACGAUGACACUGCCGCAUAUAUUGCUGGAUACUAAAUAAUUAAGUAUGUGCGUGUAUAUGUGUCUCCUCAUUUGUAUCAUUGUAAAAAUAAAGUUGUAGCGCUGGCGCAUGGCAAUAAUUGUAUUUGGUAAUUUUAAUAUUAUGGAUAUUUCGUGUCUUUCUUUAGUUAA